This is a messenger RNA of Austrofundulus limnaeus, 1498 nucleotides long. RefSeq names its product mitogen-activated protein kinase kinase kinase 7. Gene Ontology annotation, molecular function: MAP kinase kinase kinase activity; ATP binding. Gene Ontology annotation, biological process: JNK cascade; immune response; positive regulation of canonical NF-kappaB signal transduction. Lineage: Eukaryota; Metazoa; Chordata; Actinopteri; Cyprinodontiformes; Rivulidae. The record is from RefSeq and is a predicted model, not a curated record.
AUGCGUUCAAGAGCCAAAUUAAAAAUCACGUAAAUUCAACAAUCGCAGCAGGACGCGCUCUAAACGCGAGCGUGUUUAUUGUGAAAUGCGCGUGCAUGCGACGGACCAGUGCCUCGCUUCCGCCUCGGUGAUGCGUUCAGGGUCACUCAAGGUUUUAAGUAGUAGUCGCUGCAGAACUCCACUUCCUCAUCGGUCCUCCUCCUCCUCCACAAGUUUUUAUUGUUUUUUUUGYGGAUCCGCAGCCGAGCUGCUCCCGGGGUUUCGGUUCGGAUGAGCAGAAGCGAUGGUGUUCGAGGACAUCCAGUACGAGGACAUCCUGUUCGAAGCGGCUGUGGGCAGAGGGACGUUCGGCGUUGUGUUCAAGGCCAUCUGGAAUGGAAAAGAUGUGGCCAUCAAGACCAUCGAGAGCGACGCGGAGAGGAACGCCUUCCUGGUUGAGUCCUUCACAGCGCCGACCCACUGCCCCACUACACAUCUGCACACGCCAUGAGCUGGUGUCUGCAGUGCGCCGACGGCGUGGCUUAUCUGCACGCCAUGAAGCCCAAGGCUCUGAUCCACCGAGACCUCAAACCGCCAAACUUGCUUCUCGUAGCUCGUGGAACCGUGCUGAAGAUCUGCGACUUUGGGACAGCUUGCGACAUCCACACCUACAUGACCAACAACAAAGGCAGCGCAGCCUGGAUGGCUCCGGAGGUGUUUGAAGGCAGUAACUACAGUGAGAAGUGUGACGUUUUCAGCUGGAGCAUCAUCCUGUGGGAGGUCAUUACUCGCAGGAAGCCCUUUGAGGAGAUCGGCGGCUCGGCGUUCUGCAUCAUGUGGGCCGUGCACAGAGGUACUCGUCCUCCUUUGAUCAAGGACCUUCCAGAACCCAUUGAGACACUGAUGACCCGCUGCUGGGACAAAGAACCUAGCCGGAGGCCGUCCAUGAUGGAGGUCCGAGACACCAUGAGCCACCUGAUGAAGUAUUUUCCAGGCUCUGAUGAACCUCUCAGUCUUUCUCAUCAGUCUUCAUCCAACAGAAGUGGGUCUUCGUCAUCAACAAGCUCAGCUGAAGGCACCAUAGACGGUUACCAUGAYGACGACACACAACACAGAACCUCAGCUGACAGCGAGGAAACUCUGCAGGACUCUGAGUCCAGAAUCUCCCUGCAGGUCAGACCCUCCAAGCAGAGCGCUGCAUGGCGGCCAAGUCUGUCCAGGACAUCCAGUGUGAACAGUCAAAGCCACGCCCACUCCAGCAGCUCUGUCAACACCUGCGGCCAAUCAGAGCUGAGAAUGACCUUCAGUUCCACAGGUUCCAAUGGAUCAGAGAGUCCGGUUCCCUCAGCGUACCAGAAACUGGACCACCAACUCCAACCCUUGGCUCCCUGUCCGAACUCUCGAGAGUCCAUGGCGGUGUUCGAGCAGCACAUCCGGAUGGUUCAGGACUACCUGAGUGUCCAGUCUGAGAUCGCUCACCUGCUGAACAGGAAGUCCGGCCUGUUGGACACCAGUCCGG